AUGUUGCCCAUCAGUUUCCUCUCAACCUAUCAGAAGUACAAGAGGGACACAGACGUCGUGGCUACAUGGCUCGUCGCAACGGCCAAGCAACGUGGAUACGAAGACCCUCUCUCCACGCCAGUUGCCCUAGGCGCGGGCACUAAGACAACAUCAGCGCCUCCGCCUAGUCGCUUAAAGGGCAAGGCGCGCAAAGCAGCUAAGGAGCAACAGCGGCAGCAGGCUACUCUGUCGAGCAAAGACGAGAAGGAUCCGUCGUUGAAUGUGAAGCAUGUGCUCGCCAUCCGAGACUUUGUGCCGCUGGCCGAGUUCAUCGCCGAUCAGAUGGGAGCAACCCAGAUGGAAGUCGACGAUGGCCCUGCAAUUCCACCAUUUCUGAUGACGGCCCUGGAGCGUACGAUUCAUGUGCGCAAGAGCUUCUCAGCGCGCCUCAGCGAGGUCGAACAGCAUCGCAACGACCAGGCAGACGCCACGCACACGCAUUUUGUCGACGUGUUGGAGAAGCCCCGAGGCUACAACAUCUUUGACUUGUUGCAAGUGUUUGAACCAUCUGACGACGCUUCAACCGAACCUGACGUUGUGGAUCCUGCUCCGUCCUCGCUUUCUGUCGACGUCGAGUUUACGGCUGUCGACGUCAAGUACACGCCUGAAUAUAGCGAACACUCGGAGCCCGAGGCCGUAUUCGCCUUCACAGCCCUGCUCAAAGACCUAUUUAGCCUGCGCGAAGAGAUCCGCGACUUGUGGGAAGACUAUUCCAGCGGCAAGCUCGACUUGGCUGCUACUGCGGUUAGCGUAAACAUUGCCCUGGAGCUCGCGCGCACCAUGGAAGAGGAGGUGACGCCGUUGCUGGUCAAGUACGGGGGUGCCAUAACCCUGCUGCCCAAAAUCUUCGACGCCGUCUGCCAGUCCCUGGGUCUCGAUCCCAACGAGAAGGAGCUGCCUUCUGACGACAUGAACUUGGCGUGCUAUGACAUUGGCGCUUCGUUCCUGUGGAAUAUCGCCAGCUUGGUUGAUGCCAUUCGCGUGUCCGCGCCAGACGGCUCACAAGGGGUGACUCGUUACACCGGCAGCUUCGGGUGGUUUGACCCGCAAGCUGAAAACCUGGAGACGAUGAGCAACCGCGAGCGAUGGGCCCAGGACAAGGCAGCGGUACUGGAAGUUGUGCCCGAUCUCAACAUGCUCUACGAGCUCAAGGGCAUUGAGAUACACGACGAGCUGGCUCGCGGCUUCCGAACCAUGUUCAGGACGCAGUAUGUGCCUAUAUGGCUGUGCUUUGCGGUCCAAAACUACAUCGACACGCUACGCUUCUUGGGACCCAAGGUCAAGAAGACCCUAGCCGAGUUUUACCAUUUCAACGAGUCCGUUGUCGGCCUGCUCGACCGCGCAGCCACGGUAGAGCAUAGCGGCGAUGUGGACCAGGAACUCGAAGACGUGCGAAGUAUGGCCACUGUCAAGAAGAACGGCGUCGACAUCUUUACGGUUUUCCGCACAGCUCUGUACCACGGCAGUGGUUACGAGAGCGAACACAGGACAUCGCACUUUAUGCUACACAACCCAGUCUUUUGCGGCAUGUGGAUUCAUUACGUGCGUGUCAGCAUGCAUAAGGCGGGCGUCCUCUAUGCCGCCACGCCUGGCGCCGUCUUAUACAGCGUCCAGCUGUAUGCGGCGGUGCAACAGCAACAACAACAACAACAGAAAGACUCAGUUCCGGUGCAGGAAUGGCCAGACAUCGACAGCAUCAUUGCCAUACAAGGACCUCGGGCCUUCUUCAACGGGCUGAAGCCACCAACAUCGCUCCAGGCACAUUUAAAGAACUACUUCAUGAGCAGAGGCAUAUCGCCCGCCGACUGGCUCCCGGCUACGAAGAGACGCAAGGUCAAGAAGGGUAAGACGCCCGUGUUAACCUCGAAAGCGGAUAUCCGUCAUCUAAAGUUCAGUGCUCCUGCCUCAAUGUGGUGCGCCCUGCGGAUGCAAAAGAAUACCGUGGCCGGCCCAGCAAAGGCGGCUUCGACUGCCGACGUGGUGGAGGAGAUCUUGAACGCGAGUGGCUGGUUCGAUGCCGGCAAGGAAGAAGGCGAGGCGACGGAUGAUGAAGUCGAGAAGAAUGAAGCUGCCGGCAUUGAUGAGUCUCAGGCUGAAGUUGCAGCACAUGGAAAUACUAGGGCCAAGACCAAGUCGGUGUCGAAACUCACCGCGUCACAGCUCGUGCGCCAAUUUUCCCAAGUCAUCCAGACCGAGAUCCCAGACCUCACCUUCAACUACUUCGCCCUUCAUGAGACAGCUCAAAGGCUGCUUCGGGAGUUGCAGGAGCAGGCAGACGACAUUGGUCUGCCGCAGGUCCCAAACCCUCCGACCGACGUUGCCGACUUCGCGGGCCUGAUAUUCGCCACAGCGGCUGGAGAGCUGAUGCCAGAGUCUGGGCAGAGCGAGGAGGUCAUGGGCAGGGUGGCUGACGUGAUGCGAGAGUCUUUGACGGAAGAGCUGGAUGGGACUGUCAUCUCGCCGGGAAGUCUUGCUCGGAUGUUGACGAGUAAGCUGACUCUAUAGUUUCAGUAAAUGGCGAGAGUAGAGGGGAUAUAAGAUUCAGUAGCUGGUAAGACUGGUUUUAUGAAACAGUUGUCAGUCUGCGCAUGAUAAUCAGGUAGCCUAAAGAAGUGGUGAGAUGGCGAAAGACUUUGGUGCCACCCUGUUAGUCCCCAGGUUUAAAACCGACAGUUACGUGGUCAGCCAUCAGCUGCCCUACUCUGCAUGAUUGCUAACUUCCCUAGC
Ilyonectria robusta is the source of this 2766-nucleotide messenger RNA. RefSeq lists its product as uncharacterized. The transcript is spliced from 2 exons. The coding region runs from base 1 to 2544 and encodes 847 amino acids. The record is from RefSeq and is a predicted model, not a curated record. NCBI's taxonomy places the organism in Eukaryota, Fungi, Ascomycota, Sordariomycetes, Hypocreales, Nectriaceae.